Caenorhabditis auriculariae is the source of this 6836-nucleotide messenger RNA. NCBI's taxonomy places the organism in Eukaryota, Metazoa, Nematoda, Chromadorea, Rhabditida, Rhabditidae. The record is from the annotation of a GenBank genome assembly.
AUGAUUUUGGGCUGGAAAUGGGUAGGAAGAAGAAGGAGUGUGAGGUGCGGAGGGCGAGACGAAGGGCAACGAGUGGUGGACAGCGGUUACUCGAUGUUUGUUCGGUUUGGUUCGGCUCCUCGCCUCCUUCUUCUUCUUCUUCGCCUUUCCUAUUCUCACACCCCGCGCGCCAACCAAUAGCCUCUCACUUCAACAUGUAUAGGUCCUUAGUGGAUGUUCAUCGCUGUAUCGAUUACUUGAUUAGUUCUUUCGGACCAGCUCUCAAUUUCACCGGAGACAGCUUGAUUUUGAAGCCUUCUGUGAUGAUGGUACCUGUCUGAUGAUUGGUUAAUGAGAUCCUUGAUUAAUUGAUUAAUUUUUGAUCUUCUCCGAGUUUUCUGCUCGAGUUGAAACUGCAUAAAGGUAAAUAUCUAGAAGUUAAUUUUCGGAACCUCAUUUCGUAACAAGUCAUUAGACAGACUGAAUAUGAAUUCUUUCGCUGAAUGUUGAGCUCCUAAUGAUAUGGGAAGGAAACAUAUUUUCUUUUGUUUUGCAGCGAGAAGAAGUUUGAAGCUUUACUGACGUUUUAUGAUGCUCUUUGUAGUUUUUGCAUGCCUUUGGAUAAUGUUUGAUUGAAUAUGUUUGAUUUCUGAGUCUUGAAACGUGUGAAACGUGUGAAACGAUCGCUUAAUAAGAAUUUCCGCUUUUCUCAAGUUGUUCACGGCUUCCAGGCCAUGUUGCGCUCAAUUUUAGACUUUUUGAAGUUGAUAUUUUUGAAUCAUUAGUGUAAUAUGUCUUCUGGUCUCAUUCUGAAACUUUCAAACGAUUUCAGCUAGCCUUUUAAGAAUUAUAUCAUUUUAUCGGGUGUCUAGUCUACUUCUUCCAAAAGGCGUUCAUUUCUUGAUCAUAUAAAAAGUUUAUUCCAAUAAUUAGGUGGCGUUUCACCUACUUGGUACUUUUCAUUUUUCUUCUGAGGACUUUCUUUUUCACUUGAAUUUUGAAAAGUAUUAGAAAAAUAUCGAUUUAAAUAUAGCUUUUUUUGUCUCAAAAGACUCGUGAAUCCAUUCCACUUUUGUUUUCAUUUCUUAAUAGAUUGUUUUUGACUAAUACGUUCGUUUUUUUAGUGAUCCGAUGUGGCCUGGGGGCGCGAUGGCUGGUCCGUCGAUGCAUCCGUGCUCGUCCUACGAUCCUUUCAUGCAUAAUAUGCACUAUGGUCGGUUUUUCAGAUUGUAUUUGAAAAGAAAGUAGCCUUCUGGCAAAUGAGUCAUGAAGUGUUUUUUACAAGAAAUAUACAGCUACUAAUCGAGUUUAACAACAACAAAGCUUCAAAAUUUGAACGAUAUCCUAUAUUUCGACAAAAGACUACAUCAUGUCUAAAAACUGAUAUCGCAAAAACCUCUAUUUAAUUGUGGAAAAGGGGUCUUCGAACGUCAUCCAAAAAUUUGAUAAAUUUCGAAAUUUUCGUAAGCAGCUUUUCUAAAACUGGGCCAAAGCUCUCUUAAGUUGUCUACAAUUAAAAUGAUGAAGUCGUCUAUCACUAAAACUCAUUCAUUCAGCUUGAAAAAAAAAACCAGCAGCAUUUUCCAGGGAUGCAACCGUUUCCGAUGGACCCCACGUCGGCUGCCGCCGCCAACGCCGCUGCUCCUACGGCUCCGAUGGAUUCGAUGAUGGAGCAACAGCAAAGAAUGAUGCGCCAACAGCAGCAGCAACAGCAGCAGCAAGCGGCGGCGUCUCGUCGCGUCGGAGCUCAACCGUCGGCGGCAGAAGCCGCGUCGAUGGCCGCCUACCACAACAUUCCGAUGGGCGCGAACACGGUGCCCGGACAGACUCGUCCUCUGAUGCGCUAUCCGUCCGCCUCGGCAAUGUAUCCCAACAAUCCCGCCGCCGCUGCCCAACUCCAACAGCAGCAGCAGACCUCGAUGCGGUCUCCCGCCUAUCCCGCACCCCAUCAGAUGGUGCGGAUUUGAUGAUUGAUGUAAAAAUAGCGGAAAGCAAGUGAAUUGAGCUGAAAAGCGUUGUUAUUCUAUAUGUUAUCGCGAACAUAUGAAACAUUCGAAGAUUUUGAAAAAAUUCCGAGCAAAGUUUCCCAUUUUUGAUUUUUGAGUUAUCAAGUUCUCAUUAUGAAAGUUUUAUCGUGCCCCUCAUCAAAUAAAAAGGAAGUAUUAUAGAAGUUAGGAAAAUGGAGGAAAGGGGUUUCACUUUUAUCCUGCAUUUUGAUGAUUUUUGCAAACCGGAGGAUUUGUCGAAAACAUCUGAGAGAAUCACUAAAGACUAGUCAUACUCCAUUCGUCACGACUUCAUCUUCUGCUCGCAUUUAGAAUUGUUCAAACGGUUGCUUUCCCUUUAACAGCGAUAGCCAUUCAAAAUGCGACCUACGUCUUUCAAAUGACUGCAAACUGAAUUUUAAAAAGAUAGUGAGGUAUUAAGGCGAAAUGUAGAACUUCUGACCUGACAAAUCGAAAUCCGGAAAAAUUUUGAAGUUUUGCAAAAAAAAAGCUAUCUCAACACAAUAUCACCUCUAAAACUCGCUUUUCAGAUUCGCGCCGGCCCCCCGAUGCUCUACGGAAACCUACAGAGCAACGUCCAACAACAACAGGUUGGCUUGAACUUGCCCAAGUCGUUGAAUGAUCGUUCAGAACGGGUUUCAGGUCAUCUCCUACCCCAACCCCAACAUGAUGCCUCCGGUAAAUUACCAUGGCGGGCCAGAGAAUGGACACAUCGCCGUUCCAGAAAGGGUUCGAAGACUUUGAAAAUUACUUCUGAAUAAUGCAAAUAUUCAGAUUCUGUUGAACGAGACGCUCGACAAACCGUCGAUGAAACUCGAAUUUGAAGUUACCCCCGACAUUUUGGCGUACAUGCAAAGGUGGGUUACCUUAUCUUUAAUCUUUUCCUGAAGCAAGUGCUUGACUGAGAACUUGCGAAAAAAAAGCCGAAUUUCGGGAAAGAGGGAACGAUUUCAGCUUUUUUUGUACCUCAUGAUCUGGUUCAUUUAUUUUUCAAUUUAUUUUUUGUGUUUGCUGGGAACGAAAGCAAAAAAAUAUCCUUAAAAGUCCUGUUCGAAAAACAUCUUCGUCGAUUUACAGUAGUCCAACGGACAUCCUGAUCACGGUGUUCAUCCCGAACAUGGCUCAAUGUGCACCGGAAGAUCAGAAGGCCCCGAUGAAGAUAUCGGUGAACGGCCGACAGCCGUUCGACAUGACCGGCGCCAUCAAAACUCAGGCGAUCCGUCCCUACGUCGUUGGCGGCAAGAACUCCCUUCAAAUCGCAUAUCAUGCACGUUUCUCGGUGAGAAUUCGCCAAAGAAUAAAUCUGAUGUCAUCGAUUAGCUCCAUCGGAUCACUGUCGAACUGAUCUCACGUCGGUACUUCGCCCAAGUCACUCAACAUCUUCUGCAAACCAGCGAGAACAACCUUCCUACUUCCAGAAAUCGAGGUUUGUAACGGAUUUGAGGUCGUAUGCAAUAAGGUAGAAAAGGCUUUUUCUGAAACUCGGAUAUCACUUGAAUCAGUUCUUUUCCGACUUAAAUAUUUUUCUUUUCUAUCUGAAUCUUCAUAAAAAGAAACCGUAAAACAUCAGAAAAAAAAAUCGAAAUUAAUGAAUUAAGAGCGGGUUUCAGACUUUUUCUACUUUCAGGAAAGUGGGGUAAAAUCGUUUCUAAAGACUGUCAUUAGACUUUUUCUCAAUCCACUGAAAUAUUAAGAUUGAUUUUGCAGUGCUGAGCAUCGCGAACACGCUGGGCGGAUCAGUACGAGUGCCGCUGAUCUGCAGCUUCUCGAAGCGACGGAUGUCGACCCCGGCGCGGCACUCGACGUGCAACGCGUUCAGCUGGUUCGACCUCAACACCUUCCUCACGGCACACGCCAACACCACCAAGUACUUCUGCCAGCUGUGCAAGUAAGUUGGCGAAAAAUGCGAACAGUUGAACAGGGAUAAAGAAUCAAGAAAAUUUGAUUGAAAAAGUUGACUUUGAACGCUUUGAGAUCCAGUUAUCAGAAGUUGCAGUUGCAAAAAAGUUUCAUUUUUUUUGGUUUACUGAGAGAAACAAAUCAGAACAAGAAAAUAGGCUUAAAUAAUGAAAAAUCUAAUUUUUUUGCUUUAAUUACGAAUUGAACACUUUUUCAACGGUUUUGACAACAAGCUUGGUGUUUUCAGCGUGAACAUGGCAUUUUCCAGAAAAUUUCUAAAAAUCUAGAUGAACAUUAAUCAUAUUCGCGACCCACAAACUUUUAGUUUUGAAAACAUUUCUUUCAAAGUCGGCCUUCUGAGAAAAAUCAGUCCUGCAAUAAAUCUGAGAAUCCAUUAUUUUUGAAAUGCGUAAUUUGGCUAAACACUAUAUUUAAUUAUCGACCUGUAAAAUUAGUUCGUACAUUUUUUCUGAAAGUUCCAAUAUUCACUAGUAGCUUUUCCUUACGAAAAAAGUAGACAGUUACAAAUAUUCUAUAUAAAGAGGAUUGAGUGCGAGACAACGUGAAAACCUGUUUAAUUUCUUAUUAUAAACUCCAUGAAACGUACUUUUUUACAUUUUCAACUCAUUCAACUGAGAAAAUAAUUUUUCAGCACGUGGUUCACGUUACGCGACAUCGAAGUGGACUUUUACAUCGGCUCCUUGCUGACCGAGUACCGGAACAUGCCGCAACUCAAGGAGAUCCUUCUGGACAAGUCUGGAGCUCAUCGACCUGUUGAUUCGAUGCAAAUGGAAGGAUUCGGCGGACAACAACCCCAGCCCACGCCGGCAAAUCAGAAGAAACGGCAGCUCCAAGAAGACGUCGCCAACCCCAUCAAGAGGAUCAAGAGCGAGACUUUUGCCACUUUCGCUAAGCAGGUCGGUAUUGGAUGAAAAAUGGGAGAAGUGAUGAAGAGAACACUCAAACGGGGAAGGUUUUUUGAGAGAGCCUAGCAAAGAGUUGACAAUUUGACGGUGAUAAAAUACGUGCUCGAACAGCUAAGAAAGACUCUGAAAACGAUUCAGGCGCUCAACAUUUGAAAGAAUCAUUCUGUGCGAUAAUAUUGGUCCUUAAAGAAGGUCUCCAAGUAUAUUUUCAAUUUAAGAAGGCCAUAGUUCAUUAACAUCCAGUUAACUGCAAAAAAAGACUCGAGAAGAAAAAGUUCUAUCCAAUUUUUGUGAUGACAUUUCGACUAGGAAGCGUUUCUGACUGAAUUUCAGAUCCAUCUUCUGCUCUUCAAGUGCAGGAAGUUCUUCAUAUUUAAAUUUCAGCAGGACCCAUUCUCGAUGGAGCGAACUCACGACGAUCAUUUCGCCAACAUGCCGAUGCCUGGAUCUGUGCCCAACUGCAUGAACUACGACGCGCUGCCCAAGAUGAUGAGUCCAUUCCAAGGCAUGGGAAGGUGAGGUUUCUCCAUGAAAAAGUCCAUAAAGGAUAGUUUAUUUCAAUAAAAUGUAAAGCGUGACGGACUGUAAAUAAUUAUUGCGUUCUGAACAUGAUGAAAAUUUUUCAACUCAUUUCUUAAUACUAAAAUCUUCAAAGAGAUCAGAACGCUACUGGGAGUAUUUUAGAACUUGAUCUCAUGGAGUACUGCUUUUCAUAUGCUGAUCUCAUAGGGAAGGUCUCUUUACUUUGUGGUUGGGUAAUUUCUAAAAAAUCGACCAGAACACUCUUAGAUGUGCCAGAUGAAAAUCCUGAAAGUCUCAACCUGCACAACUUUAAAGUUUGUGAAAAAGGGCAUCUCAAAAUAAAAAAGAAACCCUCACAAUCCGUUAAAAUAAGCUUUUUAAAAGGCUUUACCCUUUUUGUUGAAAUUUGCUCUCAAGUCUACAGAGGACUCGAACCAGCAUUCUCUCGAAACACUGAAAUCGAAAUUCAAAAAAAAUUUCUAGCCCAAACAAGCCGACGACGAACGUAAACCCUUCGACGCCGGCUUCACUCGGAAACAACCCGCCGUCGGUCGGUUCAACCUCGGCUGCUCAUCAGAUUCUGUCGUCGACGUCGCCCCGACACGGAAUCCACCCCCAGGAACAGCCGGCCUCCCUAGCCGGUAUUGCUCAUCUCAGCGCGUGACGUCACCUAACCGGCAGCUUCAGGUUCAGCCCCGUACACACCGGCCUCUGUCGGAAUGUCAACGUCAUCCUCGGCCCCGAGCUGCGAAGGCGGCAAAUACCACGACGGCAACCUGUCCUCGUCGAGUCUGAAUAUCGACGUCGUUGAGCUGUAUUCUACUGGAGAUACGGUACUGAAACGACCUCUUUGCCACAGGAUGACUUUCAUUUUCAGUCGCUGGUCGACAAUUUUGAAAUCAUCAAGAAGUACCUGAACGACACGUCGUUGACCAAUUUCGACGAUGUUCAAGUUAAUGUGAGUUUAAAAUAAAGAGACCUCAUAGGAGCCCUUUUUUUGUGUUUUUUUGAAUUUCAAAACUUUCGUAAGGAAAUUUAAGGUUCUAAAGCUUUCUUUUUUUCAUAUAUCAAGAGAAUAUUCAGAGAAAUUGGUAUUUUUAAAAAAACUUUAUAUGAUUUUUUUUUGGAAAUUCUCCAUAUAUAGUUUUUUUGGGAUCAAGAAGUUGAGAUUGAAAAGUUGAAUUUUAAAAAUUGAACAGAUUUGAUGGUGGAAGCUUAUGCCGUGAUUCCGCGAAAUUCAAAACAGAUUAGUUUUUAUUCUAAAUUCAAAAAGUAGAUUAUAAAAAUUUUUCAAGAUUUUCUUUUCGACUUCCUGAGCGCCUUUUUGAAAUGUUGUUCAGUUAGCGGUUAGUUUGUGCUCGAAAAAAUUACCAAAAGCGGAAAGUGAGAAAGAAAAUUAAAAGAAAUAACUUCAGUGAAUGAUGUCCUAAUUGUAUGUCAACUGCAGGACGAGGGCUACAAUCCGCCUUGGGAAGACAUUCAAUCCCUCAUCAGUGGAAAAUGA